AUGGUUGUUCUGAGACGAUCGCUGAUAAGUUCGUUGGAACAGAUUCCAAGGGCAGCUCCGGAUAGAAUAUUAGGGCUCACGGAGCAGUUUGCUAGAGAUACGAGACGUCAGAAAGUUAACUUGACAGUGGGUGUCUAUAAGGAUGGCUGGGGUCAGGUGACUACCUUCCCUUCGGUUGCUAGGGCUCAAAAGCUCAUCGAUUCAGACUUUGAGCUAAAUACUGACCUGUCUUACCUGCCGAUAACUGGAUGCCCCGAGUAUAGCUCUGCAGUUCUGUCGUUUUUGUUCGGAGAGUCUUGUCCUCAGGUUGGACCUCGUUUGCUGGAGGAGGGACGUGUGAGUUUUGCACAGACUUUAAGUGGGACAGGAGCUUUGGCUGUAGCUUCUAAGUUGCUGGCUUUGUUCUUGUCAAGGACAGUAUGGAUUUCUGAGCCUUCGUGGCCUAACCAUCAGAAUAUUUUCCGCAGUAAUGGGUUUACUGACUUGAGAACAUAUCCUUACUACCAAAAUGGAAGGCUAGUGGUUGAUGAGUGGCUUGAAAAGCUUAAAACAGAAGUCCGCAAGGAUCCUGAAACGCGGCAUUCUAUUAUCUUGCAUGCAUGCUGCCAUAACCCUACAGGGUUGGAUCCUACCCGUGAAGAAUGGGUCAGGAUUCUAGAUACAGUACAUGAAUUGGGCAUGAUUCCAAUCCUAGAUAUGGCAUACCAGGGAUUAGAGUCUGGUAACCCUCCGGCAGAUGCAUAUGUGCUUCGUAUGGCGCUCGAUGAGAAACGGUACAAGUGCUGGCCCAAUGGGCUGUUCGUGUGCCAGUCGUUUGCGAAGAACAUGGGUCUUUAUGGUGAAAGAGUGGGCUCCUUGAGUGUAGUAACGCCUCCUGCAAAACCACAUGUCAGAGAACAUGUGGAUUCUCAAUUGAAACAAAUUGUGCGUAGUAUCUACUCCUCACCACCAGGUUAUGGAUCGCGAGUCGCUACAAUGGUUCUUUCAAAGUCAUUUCUGCGGAUGCAAUGGUACAAGGACGUGGCGUUCAUGACAGAAAGAUUGUCACAAGUGCGUCAUAAUAUGCAUAAUCUGCUCAAAUGGCCAGGUCUAAUGAAUUUUCAGCAACAGCAUGGAAUGUUUUACUAUACUGGACUGAGCCCAAAGCAGGUUGAUGUUUUAAGAGAUAAAUACUCCAUUUACAUGACCAUGGACGGUAGACUGUCAUUAAGUGGAGUUAAUGAUCACAAUAUUGAUUACGUUUGCGAGGCCCUGGAUGCAGUGUCCAAGAUUCCUCGCUGA
Messenger RNA from Torulaspora delbrueckii, 1281 nucleotides. It is a transcript of the gene AAT1, whose product is annotated as aspartate transaminase AAT1. Gene Ontology annotation, molecular function: L-aspartate:2-oxoglutarate transaminase activity; pyridoxal phosphate binding. Gene Ontology annotation, cellular component: mitochondrion. The record is from RefSeq and is a predicted model, not a curated record. The transcript has a single exon. Gene Ontology annotation, biological process: L-aspartate catabolic process; biosynthetic process. NCBI's taxonomy places the organism in Eukaryota, Fungi, Ascomycota, Saccharomycetes, Saccharomycetales, Saccharomycetaceae. Bases 1 to 1281 code for a protein of 426 amino acids.